AUGACAGGAGCCGCCGCCACCGAGCUGAUUCUCCCGGCCCUGCGCGGCGCCUACCAGCGCGCCGUCCACUCCUUCUCCUCCUCCUCCGUCCGCGCGCGGCCGGUGACCGGGACGCACCUCUUCCAGAUCGACGGCUACAAGCUCGUGCACAGGAUGGUCGACGGCUCCUCCAUCAAGUCCCGCAAGUUCCGCGUCGGCGGCAUCGACUGGCAGGCCGCCUACCACCCCCACGCCCGCGGCCUCUGCGUGGGCGCUGGCCUCCACCUCGCCGGGACCAACAACUCCGGCAAGAACUCCACCGCCAUGUGCCAGGUGAGCAUCCUCGACCGCGCGGGGGUGCCGGCGUUCAGCCGCCUCAUCGAGCCGCGCGACUUUCACGGGAUGAUCUACCCUGACCGGUCGUCGUGGAGCGUCGACGUGCACGACUUCGUCAAACGGGAGGAGCUCCUGAAGUGGGCGGAGGACCACGUCGACGACGACCGCCUCCGCCUCCGCUAUGAUGUCCUCGUACUCCAGAUGCAAUCAGAAUCUCCCGUCCAGGGCUACUUGAAGGACUUUUGGGAGAGACUUAAGAACUAA
Molecule: messenger RNA, 579 nt
Organism: Aegilops tauschii subsp. strangulata
Lineage: Eukaryota; Viridiplantae; Streptophyta; Magnoliopsida; Poales; Poaceae
Product: BTB/POZ and MATH domain-containing protein 2-like
Biological process (GO): protein ubiquitination
Molecular function (GO): protein binding
Source: RefSeq, a predicted model, not a curated record